AUGGCAGAAAAACAUUUUAGGUAUUAUAGUUCAAAAGUAUAUCGACAACAGCAAAGGCGUGCUGAAAAAAAUAAAGUUUUACCACAAGAUUCAAGUAGUAGCUCUGAUUCUGAUGAUAACAUUGAUGAUAAUGAACCAAUAACUGAUCCAACUGAAUUAAAUGUUACGAAUUAUGUGCCUGAUGAUGAUGAAAAUACAUUAUUACACACCAUUAAACACAUUUAUUAUGAUAAUUCACCACUGUUAUAUAAAAAUAGUUCAACAAGUGUUAUGACAGCUGUUAGAUUAUUAACAGAAUUUUGUGUGAAUAUUAAUAUGGACAAAUCAAAUAUGAUUAAAUUAAUGAAAAUUGUCAAAUCGUUGUUACCAACACCUAAUUUGUUACCAACAACACAAAAGAAAAUAUUAGGCACAUUCGGAAAAACAUGUUUAUCAACAACAAAAUAUUUAUGCGUAAAUUGUCAUCAAUUAACUUCAAAAACAAGAUAUGGUUCAAGAAAAUGUGAAAAAAAAAAUACAAUUACAAUUGUUAUGCAUGCCGAUGGUGCACCGUUAGUAAGAAGUACAAAACAAUGUUUGUGGACUUGUUUUGGAUCAAUUGUAGAACUUCCUCCACCAGUUAGAGAAUACCAAUCCGCCAUUAUUGUUAUGGCAUUGUGGGUAGCACGAGAAAAACCAGAUGUAAAUAUAUUUUUGACGGAAAUUAUUCAAGAAAUGAUUGAUCUUAUUAACAAUGGAACAUCUAUUUUCGUUAAUAAUUAUGAAUUCAAAAUCAUCAUUCGUACACAAUUCUUUAUAUCUGAUCUUCCAGCAAAAUCAUUAUUUUUUAAAACCAUCAAUUUUAACGGUUAUUUUGCCUGUACAUGUUGUAUGACACGAGGUUAUCACAAUCCUGAAUAUGGUCAAGUUUUAUAUCCAUACAGAAUGAAUAAUUAUACACGAAGAACACAUGAUCAGUUUAUCGAAACAGCUGAACAAACAGCAACAGCAAAUGCAUUUGGACGUCGUGAAUUAAUUAUUGAAGGUGUCAGAGGCUUAUCAGUAUUAUUAAAAAUAUUUUCAUACCCCGAUCAAAUUGUUUAUGAUUAUAUGCAUUUGGUAUGUCUUGGGCAUAUGUCAAAUUUAAUUAGAAGAUGGUUUAAAUUAUUUUCAAAAGAUGAUAUAAUUCAUAUUGAUCAUAUAUUAUCUAAUAUUAGAUUACCACACAAUUUUAGUGUAUUUUUUAAUUAUUCAAUUGCUUCUGUUAAUGACUGGAAAGCGAAACAUUUACGCCUAUUUGUUUUAUAUAUUGGAUUACCAAUUGUUAUAAAAUAUUUACCAUCAUUAAUUUCUUCUCAUUUUCCAAUUUAUUCUAUGUGUAUUAAAUUAUUACAUUCGCCAAAUGCAAAAACUGAAAUUGAUUUGGCCAAUGAUUUAAUACAUUAUUAUUGUCAAACAGCACCAAUAGUUUAUGAUCCAAGUAUUGAAUUAUAUUCUUUACAUGGUCAUCUUCAUUUACCUGCACAAGUUCAUGAACAUGGUGGUUUAGCUUAUGUAUCAUCAUUUUGUUUUGAAUCAUGUAUACGUCAUAUUAAAAAAAAAGUGCAUGGUACUAAACAACUAGGAACACAAAUUUCGUACUGGUGUGACGUUGAAACUAUUAUUCAACGUGAACAGUUUCAGAUACCUCAAGAAAUGUUAUCGAAAUUGGAUGAAUUAUUCCCAUUGAAAGUACAAACAAAUACAUUUGAUGUCAUACAAGUGGAAAAAAUUAAAUGUAAAUGUAUAGGUGUGCCUUUUUAUGAUGCUUUGUGUAUUACAGAAAUUCGUGCUUAUUGUGAACAUGAUUGA
This is a messenger RNA of Didymodactylos carnosus, 1830 nucleotides long. The record is from the annotation of a GenBank genome assembly. NCBI's taxonomy places the organism in Eukaryota, Metazoa, Rotifera, Eurotatoria, Philodinida, Philodinidae.